GCCUGCAGUCCUUGUUUUCAAACAGUCGUCGAGGUUGAACGGGUGCCUCGCGUACGUUCGACGCGAUUCUUGAUCGACGCGAUCUCUUUUUCUCCGAUGGAUCAUCGUUUUUUAAAAACAAUCGCGAAACUUGUGAAGGAUGGACGGGAAUGAGAAGAAAAUCUUCUUCAAGUCGAUCCCUUCGAGGAAUCUCGUUCGACGUGUUGUUAAAUGUUUGAAUGUCAAAAAUUGUGACCUUGAAAAAUUCAAAGGAAAUUAUUAAUCGAGUGCCGGAAAGUCAAAAGUAAAAAAAGAAAAAAGUAAAGAGUCUCGAUCAGCGAUAUAGUUUCUCGCGUAUAAUCUUGUGAAUUUCUUUUUUCUUUUCUUUUUGAUUUCCUUUUUAAAUAUAGUCAAGAGAUAACCGUGGUCUAUAGAAGCUCGUGGUCUAUAGUUCGUAGAUCACACGAUCUCGUAAUACCAACGAACGAUACCGGUUAAUGUUGAUGUAUCGAAAGUGACAAGGUCGAACAUCGAUCUUUCGAUCUUCGUAUUGUCGGGAUCGUUCUACGUGUUUUUUCGAAGCCUUUCAAUCAGGACAUUUAUUACGGCAGUUAAUAAGAACCACAAGGCUUUUAUUAAAAUGAUAAAAUCGCGAGCUCCGUAAAAUUGACGAUUUCCGAGUCGUUGUAUUCACGAAUGAAAUUAUCCCUAAGAUUAAUCUCCAUUUUAUUGUGUGACCUUCGUUUCGUUAAUGAAGCACGAAUCAUAAAAACUAAGGUAAUAUACGAUUUUAUUUAAAGAAACAAAAAUUGUUUAAUUCGAAACGACCAACGAAAAGAGAAAUAAGAAAAAAAGGAAAGUAAAGAAUAAAAAGAAAAGAAAAGAAAAGAACAAAUGAAGUAAAAAGAAUUUCUCGAAGCUCGCCAACUUUUAUUGCGUAGAACGAAUCGUCAUCAAGCAUGCGAAAUUAAGUCGAGGAAGAACGUCUAGUGUAUCCCCACUAUCUGUGAUAGUGUGAAAGGUUGAUCGCUUGAUCCAAGGUUAUCUACGACAUUCGAAGACUACACGAACGUGCAACGAAGCCAACUUACGAGUAUUCGCUAGACCGAUAUUCAUCCAGUUGGACGUAAUUAUCGUUUUCAUGAUCUAAACGAGGUGAAAUGACAUUUUGACGUUACUAAAGAAAAAAAAAAAAGGAAGAAAAGAAAAAGAAAAAGAAAAAAAUCGAACUUCCUACGAAGCUCUACAGCUCGAUCGUUCGAAAGUAUCUCUCGAUUUAUAUUGGACAAACAUUAGAACAACAUCUUAAGAUUGUCAGUGUAAAUUACAAAAGUAUUUAAUUCACAAUGGGACGGAAACACAAGCGUCGUUUAAUACCAGAACAGGAUCGCAGGAUAUGCGGCAGCAUCUGCUUUUGCCAAUUCACCAUCGUCAUCAGUUGCGUGGCUUUGGUUUACCUCAGCGUUGCGAUUUAUAUGCCGUCGCACAGAGCUUUUCACGCAGGCAUAGAUCCCGAUCCGGUAAUGUGCCAAACGGUUAAUGCCACUCUAGUAAAUAACUGUAUAUGGGCGAGCUGCGGUGAAUGGUGUUUGACGAAAACUACCGGCUUUUGUCCCCAAAUUCACGCAACGGUCAGACAAAAUGGCACGGAUGUGAUCUUUGAAAAUUGCACCAAGUUCAAUAGCAUCUCUUGUCCUAAUGUGAACACGGAGAAUCUGAAGAAAUACAAUUGCAAUAAUGGCAGCGAGUGCAGCACGCUCUCGGGUGUAUUCAAUUGCAGUUUAGGACAUUGCGCGAAUAUGAGCGAAUUGAUGCUUUGUCAUCACAAAGCAGACGGUAUCGUUAUCGACAGCGAGAAGGACAAUAUGAAGCUUAAUGGCUUCUUCAGUUGCCAGAAUUCGAGAUGUACGAAAAUCAAGAGGCGAUUCUCGUGCGAUCGAUACUGCCCUAAGAUAAUCACCAACGAUAUCAACGUCUUUCUCAUGCAAGACGAUAACGUCAUCACGGCUAAGUGUUCUCGUGGCUUAGCACUGAACAAAGCUAAUGGAAAUUUGCCUGGUACGAGGCUGACCAAUCCCGUCAAGAUUUGGGAUGAAGAAAAUGGUAGCAUCAUUGCAAGUUGUCUAAUGGUUAGCAAAAAAGGAAACACUAUUAGAACGGAAGAUUGCGUUAACGGCACGUCUUUGAAUAAAAUCACGAUUCCCGAACACUACGUCAAUUUUACAAGUUUUCUCAAUAUUUACGAAGAAAGUCUUCAGUAUCCCGUCGAUCCAGAAAAUGUUUACGUGCCCGCCCAACGAUCGCUCACGAUUUACAACAAUUCACGUUUGUACAUCAACUUGGAGGGCUGCGUCAACACACUUAAGGGUGAGUGUCGUGAUUUCCUCACAAGUCACGGACGAGAUGGCGACAAUCAAACGGCUCAAAGUAGAUAUCCCUGUUAUUACAAUAAGAACAAUUCUAUCUUCGUUGUUGCACGUUUUGAUCUGAACAAGACAAAAACCGAGUUGCUCAUCGCUAUCAUCGUACCGUCGGGACUUUUCGUUAUCAGCUUGACGACCUUGAUUGUGAUAACUCGCUCGGUGCAAGUUGGCGAUGACGCUAAGAUGCGAUGUAGAUACUGCACAGAGAAGAACGAGGACGAGGGCGAGGACGAAGGGUUGGUUGAAGGUACACCUACUACUACUCCUCAAGAUCAUACCAAUGAGAAUGAGAUCAGAAGUAUGUCACUCUAGCAGUUUACACCGCUCGGCAUGAGCAAUUCCUUGAAAUACGAAAGAUUGCCGUUGAUCGACACGGACGAUGCCGAGGAUUCUUUUUAAAAGGAAAACUAAAUCAAAUAGAAAGGAAUCAACGAAACAUCGAAAUACGUUUAUAGACGAAAGAAAAAUAAACCGAAGUAAAUGAAAGAAAAAGAUUCGAACUAAGAUUACGGAUCUUUUAACACACAUCGUCUUCCCGACGCGAUAAUUCGAAUGAAAUUGAAUAAAAAAGAAAAGAAAAGAAAAGAAAGGAAAGGAAAAGAAAAGAAAAGAAAAGAUGAAAAUAAAAAGAUAUUAAAUGCAUACACAAAUAUACCCAUAUAGGGGCCAAACUAUAAUAUAUUUAACUGUAUAUUUAUAUACUGUGCAUUUAUUAUGAGAAAUAUUUAUAAUAAUUAGAUCACUGUUGCCUUCGAUGUAUCGUGACCAUCGCGUGUCAAACGUAAACCGAUCCGACAUUUUCUAAAAUAUUUAAAUGACACCCAUACUGCUCUAUCGUUCCUAUCGAUUAUUAUCGAUAUAUAAAAGGGAGGAUUAAAAUGAAGGAGUUAAAUUUACAUGAUCGGCUUUCGGUGACAAGCUUUCGGUGUAUGUACAAAAGUAGUUUUAGAGAAAGAUCUAUGUAUAUAUAAAUAUAUAUACAUACAUAUAUAUAUAUAUAUAUAUAUAUAUAUAUAUAUAAAAAGAAUGAAAGAGAUAAUAUAUUGUUAUGCGAAAUAAGGGAUAUUCAACGAAAAUUUUUUUCAACGCUCUAGCGUCAACGAAAAACGUAAGUAUCACCCUUUUGAAAGGAGUUCUUAUUUUUCGAGAACUUUCUUUAGAAUAAGCGUAUUUUACCUCGUCUGUGUAUAAUAUAUAAUUUCGUAUGUCAGUUCGACAGCUAAAACUGCCUUUGCGUGAAAGAAGAAAAACAAAAACGAAAGGAAAAAUUUUUUUAAAUAAAAAAAAAAUAUAAAACAAUGAAUAAGAAAAAUAAAGAAAUCUUUAACAUGAUCGAACGAUUAAACAAAAAUGAUAUAAUUUUUUUCACAAACGGAUAUUCUUCUAUAUAUGUAUUACUUAUAUAUCAUUAUCAUUAUUAUUAUUAUUAUUAUGCAAAGUAUCUAAAAAAUAAAGAGAUAUUUUAAGAUUUAAGUGAUUUCAGCACAUCUAAAUUAAAAAAACAAUGCAUACAAAAAUACGUUUUUAUCGUAAUAAUUAUUUUUUUGUUAAAUGGACGAAAUUCAAUGAAAUAAAAAAAAAAGUAGACAAAUUUUUCAGAAAAUCCAGCAAUGAAAAGAAGCAACAUCAGAACAUAUGAAAAGAUAGUUAUUAAUAAGAAAACGUACUCAGUAUCGUAUUCAAAAGCGAAAAGAUCAUUUCGUAUAUCUCUUGUAAACGUAAGCGAAUAAAAUCAAAUAGAUUUCUGUGAAUUAUUUUUAUUGUUUAGAUGCAUUGAAAUCAUUCUUAAAAUAUCUCCCGGUUAUUUUGUGACAUCCUGUAUAAUGAAAUGACGAAAGUAACGAAGACAAAAUUUUUCAUUGAUUCUUACGUUGCGUCAUACGAUUUCGAGAUUGUGACUUAAUUAUAGUUUGAAGAAAAUAAACGUUAUUAUUAUCAUAAUUCAAAGCAUUUACAUACGACGAGAAUUAUUCGAUAUAUCGUCGAUCGAUAGUCGACUUUCAAAAGUCUCAUUACGUUAAUUAAAAGCAAGAGGUACUUGCAUAGAACAUUAAGAAUUUGUGAGAAUAAUCGUAUGGAUAUAUGAUAGAAGAAUAUAGUGCUUUUUUUACGACCACUUAAUCGUCGUUUAUAUUACCUCUUUAAAAGGAAGCACUAGUUAUAUUCGAUUAUAUGUAUCAAUCAUACAUACAUAUAUAUAUAUAUAUAUAUAUAUAUAUAUAUAUAUAUGUAUGAUAUAUAAUCAUUUGAAAAUUAUAACGAAAGAAAAUAUUACAUUAAACAUACGAUCUAAUUACAUGUAAUAUCGAUUAGAAAUGUAUAUCAAUGUCAGCUUAUGUUUUACAUUUAACACGCUCGUCAUCGCAAUUUUUCAAUUAUACGUAUAAGAUAUUUCAUAAGAUUACAUAUAUAAAGAAUUUCGUUGGAUAUCUUCCGUGCUGAGCGAGCGUAAGAAAAAGAAAAAAUAAAAAAGAACAAAAAUAAUGAUGUAACGAGAGAAAGUUCUUCUUACCAGUAUAAAAAAAGAAAAAAAAAAAGAAAAAGAAAAGGAAAACAUACACGUAACAAGAUACAUUACAGAUCUCUAAAUUCACUGUUAAUCUAUGUGCCUUCUCUUCCGUUUAGAUGUUGAUCGUGAUCAAAAUUUCGCGAUCCUUUAGUUCAAAAAAUAUCCGAAUAAAAACAUGGCCACAUUAUGUAACUGUCUGAAAAAUGUUUCUAAUAAUAGAGGAACGUUAUAAAAUUGUAUGUGUUUUGUGUGAUAACGAUCUGUAAUAAAUGUAAUAUCGUAAAAAUUA
Molecule: messenger RNA, 5200 nt
Organism: Vespula pensylvanica (western yellowjacket)
Lineage: Eukaryota; Metazoa; Arthropoda; Insecta; Hymenoptera; Vespidae
Gene: Teh4
Exons: 6
Coding region: 1326-2714 (462 amino acids)
Biological process (GO): regulation of sodium ion transport
Molecular function (GO): sodium channel regulator activity
Source: RefSeq, a predicted model, not a curated record